GAGGGCAGGGAGUGGGCCGAGCUGGUCGCGCGUGCCGGGAACUGAUCGACCGGCCGAUUGAUCCCUCGGCGGGCAGCCUCGUAAAGGGCGGGAGAGACUCGCCGAGGCGUCACACGCCAGCGGGCAGGGCUCGCGACGAGGGGGCGGAGCCUGAUUCUCGCCUUGCGCCGCGGCUGGAGGCGCGGGCGGGAGCCGCUGGCCGAGGUGAAGAGGCGCUGCCUAGGCGAGGCAGGGCGCAGCGGGCGAGGAAGCGGGCUUGCCCCCGGGACGCCGGCUGUACGGCUGACAGAUGAUUGGCAUCAGAAAUCUGAGUUCAGGAAUGAAUGCUUGGACCUAAUGUAAAAGAAACUGGCCUUAAAAGUGAGAACAUUUCAGAGAAUCUCAUAAUUAAAUUACGUCAGAAAUUCAAUCAUGUAUGGAAGUGCUCGGUCAGUUGGGAAAAUUGAGCCAAGUAGCCAGAGCCCUGGGCGUUCACCAAGGCUGCCACGUUCACCGCGAUUGGGCCAUCGUCGAACCAACAGCACAGGAGGCAGCUCUGGAGGUAGUACUGGAGGUGGAAGUGGUAAGACACUGUCAAUGGAAAAUAUCCAAUCCUUAAAUGCUGCCUAUGCCACGUCAAGCCCUAUGUACCUAAGUGAACAUGAAAACGUGGGUGCAGACACACCUAAAAGCACCAUGACCCUUGGCCGCUCUGGGGGUCGCUUGCCUUAUGGUGUUAGGAUGACCGCAAUGGGCAGCAGCCCCAACAUUGCCAGUAGCGGGGUUGCCAGCGAUACUAUUGCAUUCGGAGAACAUCAUCUUCCUCCUGUGAGUAUGGCUUCUACAGUGCCUCAUUCACUACGCCAAGCUAGGGACAACACAAUCAUGGACCUGCAGACCCAACUAAAGGAAGUGCUCCGGGAAAAUGAUAUAUUGCGAAAGGAUGUAGAAGUGAAAGAAAGCAAACUUAGCUCCUCCAUGAACAGCAUCAAGACAUUCUGGAGUCCUGAGCUGAAGAAAGAAAGGGCUCUGAGGAAAGACGAAGCAUCCAAAAUCACGAUUUGGAAAGAACAGUAUCGGGUGGUUCAGGAAGAAAAUCAGCAUAUGCAGAUGACUAUUCAAGCUCUUCAGGAUGAGCUUAGGAUCCAGAGGGACCUGAACCAACUUUUCCAGCAAGACACCAGCAGUAGAUCCAGUGAACCGUUUCUUACAGAACUUACAGAAGAAAACUUCCAACGGCUUCAUGCAGAGCAUGAGCGUCAAGCCAAGGAACUCUUUUUGCUACGCAAAACCCUGGAAGAAAUGGAGUUACGCAUCGAGACUCAGAAACAGACUUUAAAUGCUCGUGAUGAGUCAAUUAAAAAGUUGCUGGAAAUGCUGCAGAGCAAGGGAUUGUCUGCAAAAGCCACCGAGGAAGAUCAUGAACGGACCAGAAGGUUGGCAGAGGCUGAAAUGCAUGUUCAUCACCUGGAAACCUUACUAGAGCAAAAGGAAAAGGAGAACAGCUUGCUCAGAGAAGAGAUGCACCGUCGUUUUGAAAAUGCUCCUGAUUCUGCCAAAACUAAAGCUUUACAGACUGUUAUAGAGAUGAAGGAUUCUAAAAUUUCUUCUAUGGAACGUGGACUCCGAGACUUGGAAGAGGAAAUCCAGAUGUUAAAGUCAAAUGGUGCACUCAGCACAGAGGAACGUGAAGAAGAAAUUAAACAAAUGGAGGUGUAUCGUAGCCAUUCCAAAUUUAUGAAAAACAAGGUAGAGCAACUGAAGGAAGAGCUAAAUACCAAAGAGGUUCAAGGGGAGGAACUGAAAAAAAAAGUGACUGAUCUCCAGACAGAGGUCUCUGCCAUUGGUCAAGUAAAACAGGAACUAUCCCGGAAAGAUACAGAGUUGCUGGCUUUACAGACAAAAUUGGAAACCCUCACAAACCAGUUUUCUGAUAGCAAGCAACAUAUUGAUGUACUCAAGGAAUCCCUUACAGCAAAAGAACAGAGAGCUGCCAUCCUGCAAACAGAGGUAGAUGCACUUCGGUUACGCCUGGAAGAGAAGGAGGCAAUGUUGAAUAAAAAGACGAAGCAAAUUCAAGAGAUGGCUGAAGAGAAGGGAACUCAAGCUGGAGAGAUUCAUGAUCUCAAGGAUAUGCUUGAUGUGAAAGAACGCAAGGUUAACAUUCUUCAAAAAAAGAUUGAAAAUCUUCAGGAGCAACUAAGAGACAAAGAGAAACAAAUGAGCAGUUUGAAAGAAAGAGUAAAAUCCUUGCAAGCGGAUACCACCAACACCGAUACAGCCUUGACCACGCUAGAGGAAGCACUUGCAGAAAAGGAGCGCACUAUUGAGCGUCUCAAGGAGCAGCGUGACAGAGAUGAGCGAGAAAAACAAGAGGAGAUUGACAACUAUAAAAAAGAUAUGAAAGACCUUAAAGAGAAAGUCAGCGUCUUGCAAGCAGAUCUUUCAGAAAAGGAGACUACACUCCUGGAUUUGAAGGAACACGCCUCAUCAUUAGCAUCAGCAGGACUGAAAAAAGACUCUAGAUUGAAAACAUUAGAAAUUGCUUUGGAGCAAAAGAAGGAAGAAUGCCUGAAAUUUGACUCUCAGCUGAAAAAGGCUUACGAAGCAACCAUUGAGGCCAGGGCCAAUCCAGAGAUGAAUGAUAGAUUUCAACAGUUCGAAAAAGAGGCGGCCCAAUAUCGAGAAGAGUCUACCAAGGCUCAAGCUGAAGUUGAUCGCCUGCUGGAAAUCCUAAAAGAGAUGGAAAAUGAGAAGAAUGAUAAAGAUAAGAGGAUAGCUGAACUGGAAAGGCAAAUUAAAGAUCAGAAUAAGAAGGUAGCAAAUUUAAAGCACAAAGAACAGGUGGAGAAGAAAAAGAGUGCACAAAUGUUGGAAGAAGCAAGGAGGCGGGAAGACAAUCUUAAUGACAGUUCCCAGCAGUUGCAGGAUAGUUUGCAUAAGAAGGAUGAUCGAAUUGAGGAGCUAGAAGAAGCACUGAGAGAGAGUGUACAAAUAACUGCAGAACGGGAAAUGGUAUUAGCUCAAGAAGAAUCAGCCAGGACACAAGCUGAAAAACAGGUAGAAGAGUUGAUGAUGGCUAUGGAGAAAGUAAAACAAGAACUGGAAUCUAUGAAAGCAAAGCUGUCCUCUACUCAGCAGUCUCUGGCUGAGAAGGAAACCCAUUUAACCAACUUGCGGGCUGAGCGGAGGAAGCACUUGGAGGAGGUGCUAGAGAUGAAACAAGAAGCCCUUCUAGCUGCCAUUAGUGAAAAAGAUGCCAACAUUGCUCUCCUGGAGCUUUCGUCCUCUAAGAAAAAAACUCAAGAGGAAGUCGCUGGAUUAAAACGUGAAAAAGACCGCUUGGUUCAGCAGCUGAAACAACAGACUCAGAAUCGCAUGAAACUGAUGGCAGAUAAUUAUGAAGAUGAUAAUCUGAAAUCAUCUCAUUUCAAUCAAACUAAUCAUAAGCCCUCCCCAGACCAGGUAAUUCAGCCUCUUUUAGACCUUGAUCAGAAUCGUAGCAAGUUGAAGUUAUAUAUUGGACACUUGACAGCCCUAUGCCAUGAUCGGGACCCUCUGAUUCUCCGUGGACUCACUCCUCCCACAUCGUAUCACCUGGAUGAUGAUCGUGCAGCUUGGGAGAAGGAGCUGCAGAAGAUGACUCUGGAGCAGCUUCAUGACGAGCUGGAAAAGGCUGAGAAGGAUAGCGCAGAGCUACAAGAGUUUGCAAAUGCCAUUCUCCAGCAGAUAGCCGAUCACUGCCCAGACAUCCUGGAGCAAGUUGUCAAUGCACUUGAGGAAUCAUCUUGACUGAAGCCAGCACUACUUCUCCACAGCAGCCUGUCAAAGGGUCAGGCCCUCCCAGUACAAGGAGUCAUGAGAAUAAUAAAGCAUAUGAAAAAGGGAGGAGGGAAAACUCUUGGUGCACCUUUUUAUAAACAAAUGAACAUAAACUGGUAAUUCCUCCAGUCGAUAAUGCCUGCAUUCAUCUUCUUACUGCCUUUCUCCGUUGGAAUAUAUGCCGCACAGUUACUUUCCCGUUGGCUCUGGGAUGUGUCUGCUCUGAAAUUUGCCAAGACUAGAAAGUGUGACGAGGCCUUUAUUUUGCUUUAUUUUACUUUCCAAAUAAUGAAAAUCUUUGGCCUGUGUGGGGAAGUCGAUGUCCUCUAAUAGUGUCUUAUAAUUGGCCAACAUCCAUUUAGCUAGAUUUGCUGCUUAUGUCUCUAAAGGGGUUUUGAUCCUAAAGGAGAGGUGGGAAGUGUCCCAUAUUCUUAGUGAUGCAUUCGUUAAAUAAGCAUGGGAUAUGUUUUAGUGUUUUCCUUAUUAUUCUGCUUGUUGUGAGCCUCACUUUUGUUUACCAAAUGAGCCAUGAAAUCUGGUGGCUGUUUCCUUAAGCUCAUUUUCUUGGUAUUUUAGUCAAUUUUACUAUAACACUAUUGUUGCAUUUUUGGUUGAACGGUGCCCUUUUUUUUCACUUCUCUCAAUUUUAUCUGUUUCUGGGUUCUUGGUGAGUUGCAUCAUAUCCACGGUGGUAUCUUCCAGAGCCUCCAUCCAUGGUUGAGAAUUCAGCAUAGCUUCUCUACGUGGUAUUAGGUUAACAUGUUACAGUUCACAGCCUAAUUAGGAAUCUGAACAUGCAUUUGAAUUGUAUUAAUAACGAAAAUACAUUUUGGCUAUGGGCGCUGCUAGUUCUAUGCAUAAUUUAUUCUUAAAACAUUCACUGGAACAAACUUUGGUUUUGCUAUAUUCCUACGUUCAUUAAACUAAUUUCCUUAUUUCAGGUUUCAGGGUCAUGAGGAGCAUAAAUACGCUCCUUCUUUGACAAAGAAUGCAAUUUCUCCAAUAUAGUCUCACUUUUAAAGAUUUUUUUCUUCCUUUGGGGAUGCUCCAUUUCAUUCUUCAUCCCCUUUUCCUUGCUGCCUGCCUCAUCUCUACCCAGCACAUGCCUGUGUUCAGAUCUGGAAAGCCAGCUCACAUGAUGUCAUAUGUACAAUUUUGAAAGAAUGCAGCAGGGCAAAUUAGGUGUUCAUGUUGUCUUGGAGAUGAUUCAGAAAAUGGACUGGGCAUAAAUAAGCUUGGUUUUGAAUUAUAAACAGUCUUUCUUCUUAUAGGUUUCAUAAUGAAGGGUUCAUAUUGCUCUUAGUUAGCACCUCCAUGGUUUUAGAGAUCUGUAAUGAUAGCUUUAAAGCAAUGAGAGCCUCUAGUUAAUGCUUUUUGACAUAAAAGAGAAGACACUUGAAUGAUCUUAAGUUGACAGUUGUUUUUACCGGAAGGCAUAUAGACAGCAACUAUACAUACUAUUCACCCACGUCUCAUACCAAAGCCACACCUUUGGCUCUAUUGUUUGAAUGGCAUAUUUUGGUAGGACCUGCUGCUUUGAAAUCUUCCUGUCAGUUUUCCUUCUUAGUCCCUAAUUACUCACUGUAGGAAUUUAAUGCCGCCUGUAAAACCAUCUCAGCCUUCAGGCCUAACAUUUUCCACCAGUGCUUAUCCUAUUGAGUUAUAUGGUUAGAUCUUUAGCUGCCCUUGUUCCCUGUUGUAAAAUAAUCCAUUCUCUGUAGGAAAAGCUCUGGAAUUUCCUUAUCUCUGGUUGAAAUUACUUCUGCUUGUAAACUCAACUGAGAUUCUCCUUGAUAGCUCUUUGUUUAGUUUUGUUUGAAGGGGGAAUUUUUCAAAAAAAAAAAAAAAAGUUAGUUUGUGGUUGUUCCUACAUUCUCAUGUGCUUAUUGCCUUGUUUAUGCUAAUGCUUCUUAAGCAUUUAACUCUUCCCCCACAUGUGGCUAUACUAAUGCAAAACAGGAUGUGUUACAAAAAAUACUAUAUUCCGAUAACUUCUUAAAGGCCCCCAUUGCAAUGAAAUGGUGAUAAAUACUAUUGUUUGCAUUCCAUUCACCACAUUCGGAGGGGGGGCAGAAAUUUGUUAAAUUACUCUUAUUAAUAUAGUAGUUGUUGAACCCUUGCCAUUCUAACCACAGAUCUGGACUGGAGCUCCUGUGUAACUCUUCUUUUCCUUCCUGUAUAAUUUUUUUUACCCUCUAUUGUGGAUUCUCUUGCAUUUUAAGGAUGGAUUUAAACUUUCAAUAAAAAUUUAGGGGAGAGAAAAUGCACAAACAAAUUCUUAUCUGCGAACAUUGAUCUAAGCAGUAAAAUAUCCAGGUAGUCUUGAUGCCAUUUGGAAAGAGGUCCUGUCUUUCUUCAUUUUUCUAGGAACCAUGGGCCUUAAAUGCAAGGUGUGGGCCAUGAGUUUAUAGAACAAUCAUCCUAUUCUGGUUGGCUAUGUCAUCUGGGAUUUCUGGACACUCUAAUCCCAACUUCUCUGGAGGUUGUUAGGAGUAAUUCUGGAAGAGCAAGAGCUUCUUAUUUCCUUUUGAGCAUAAAAUAGAAGUUGGUUAACAAUCUUGUAGAUUUAAGCAACAUUGGCACCAUUGCAAGACAAAAUGAAAUGCUCAGACCUAUGUCUGGCAAUCUGAUUUUUCAUUGAACAGUCACAGCUUUCCUCAGUUUUGAUAUCUGCUACAAAUAAGAGCAAGCUUUUGUGUCCAGAAAAUAUACCCCAAGAAGUUUUUCUGGAAAAGCAUUCUUUUUUUUUUAAUGUGCCUUGUUGCUCACUUCAGUUUUACAUGAAUUUUAUUUAGAUUAGCCAUGUUAAUAGAUUUUGUUGGGUAACGAGGCUUGUCUGUUUUGAGAAUUGUUUUCCUUUUCUUUUAAGUUCUGAAAAGCUGAUUUUCAGUUAAUAAAAUAUGCUCAUGAUCUUCAAAAAUGCUACACAGAGAGAAUUUGGCAUUUUGUUAUUAAAUUGGUACAAUUAAGAGCUUCUUGAAAGAUUAAGGUAAUUUCUCAUGCCAGCUUCAUUGGAUUGUUUAAUGAUCCACGUUCUCACUCUAAUUUCAUCAAAACCAGGUUUCAAACAUUUUUUAAAAAGAAAAGGGAACAUCGGCUUCAGAAUUAUAUAGUUAUAAAAAAAACAGGAGACAUGUCAAUGUAAAACACAUUUUUUUUCAUGAUUUGUUACAAUCACUACUUUUGGCCCUUGGUUUUUGUGUAGAAAUGCCAAGUACUAUCUGAAAACUUCCAAAGACUUGCAAUAGCUAAGAAACAAAGAGUACAGCAAAUAGAUGUACCAUUAAAUACCAAUUUUUUUAAUGUGGGGAAGGAUUAAAGAUUGCUGGGAAUAUAUACACAUCCGUGUUCAUCAGUAGUAUUAAACAUUUGUUUCUUUUAUCUAUCAGUUCUAGUAUUCUGUCAGGAAAAUUUAUGUAUCUGAACAUAAAAUAAUCUUCUAAUCUCGUGAGUAAAUCGCCAUAGCAUAGAAUCCUGGAGUGACCUUAUCAAAUGGAAAUAGGAUACAUUUUUCUCACAGUUGUUGGAAUAGAAGUGAAAGUAUAGAUUUCUGCAUAUUUAAUACAUUCUCCUUUGGAAAAGGUGACAGAGCAGAGAAAUCAGGCAGUGGGUGGUUUGGGGCUGCCAAAUUUACCAAGACAAAUUCUUCUCUUGCCAAACACUCAGUCUUUAUCAGUGCAACCGGUGCUGCUUUUGUAAUAAAACGUUUUUUACUUUUUUCCAUUUAUAAAGGAAACUGUUACCUUCUGAACAAAAUGGCUGUCGACAUUUUUUUAAAAAAAAGGAUAAAAGCAUUUCCGAACUUUUUAGUGUCAAAGCGUAAACAUAAGAAUACUGAUUUUUCCAGUGCGUGUGGUGAGUGCUGUAACCCUGUCAUCAUUGGUAUUCUUGGAUCUUUCAGGGUUUUUUAAUUUUAUUUUUCUGUUUUGUUCUCUGCUUGUCAAUUUACUGUCUGUGUGGUCCUCUGGCUGGGACAGUUACUGACUGUGUGUCUAUUGUCCGACUUUAAAUAAAAAAGGUAGAGUAGAAAUUGAAAAGUUGUACUUUAAAAAAAAUAUAAACACUAAAUGUAUUGUGCAAAGGAAUUCAAAUAUGAAUAGGCAAAGUUGUGAACUCCUCCUUACAAUUGUCUUAGGUGGUUCCCAAUCUUGUUAAUUUUAAGACACAUGGACUUCAACUCCCAGAAUUCCCCAGCCAGCAUGACUAGUUGGGGAAUUCUGGAAGUUGAAAGUCCACAGGUCUUAAAGUUGGCAAGAUUGGGAAACUCUGGUCUAAGGAAACAGAUAUUUUAGGUUUAAGUUACCUUUUAGUUGCCUUUGUCAAACUUGAGGAAGACCAAACCAGUGUGGCCUUCAUAGGAACAUCACUAACCCUUGAUUUCCUCAUAUCACUAUGGUAAUAAAUCCCUUUACAGAGAAACAUCAGUCCUGCAAUUGUGGGGCAUUUUUUUUUGAAGUUUCCUAGUUUUUUUAGUAAUGCAAAUUUAAAUUGAAGGGAUGCAUGGAAGUUGACAUUCAUACUCUGAAUUUUUUUUAUACAUAAGUUAUAUUUCCAAUGCCUCUGCCAAGAGUUCCAUUGUUUCUUUGAAAAUAUAAUCUUAAAGGGCUUGCCAUUGUGGUAGAAGAUUUCUACUACUGCUCCAUGGUUUGGCUAACAUAAAUAUGCAUAGCAUAAUUAGAUUUAUUAUUGCUGCUAAUCAUAUCUUACAAAACAUGAAUGUACUUUCAAACAUUUAAACCUGGUUUGUUUGGGGAAUUCCUAUUACCUUUUCCAUUUGAAAUAACCAGUGUUUCAGCAGAGAUGUAUCUGAUUUACUAUCAAGUGUUCCUGCCAGAAUAAGAACACUGAAUUUAUUGCAGAUGGUUUGUAAUUUCACCCUUGGGACAUUCUUAUUAAUGCUGCAUCUUAAAGAUUUGAGCCGAGUUUAAUUCAUAAUUGCCUUUAGUUUUUUCCAUCUGUUUUUGGCUUAGAUGAAGUAAUGCAUCUUUCAGGCAUUCACCAAAUAAAUUAGAAUUCAUUGUGAGCAUCUCCUUAAAUACAAACAGCUCAUAAGCUUGAUGUACCUAUAUUAGCAACCAAAUUAUUGAUGGCUUGUACAUACCAUUUUAAAGAUAUGAUCACAUUGGUUCAAGUGAAUGAGAUGCUCCUAUAACCCGAAAUGCAUGCUGUUAAUUCAUCCCUGCCAAAAUAGUUGGUUAUUUUCAUCCGUCUUAGUUCAUGAUAAACUCAGAACACUAAGUUCUGUUUUAUCACAGUAAUCAUGAAGACAGCAUUUAGACUGCCAUAGGGGUGAAAAAUUGUGGGAUAGCUCCCCAAAGUUGAUAUACUGCAGGUGGGUAUAGUAAAGAUAGGAUAUUGUUUUUUUUUUUUUUUUUGUCUACUUGGAAAGUGAUGUGUUGCACUUUAAUAGAGGAGGAGACAACUUUUGCAUAUAUAGUCUGACAUACGUUGAGUUCCUUUUGGAAGGACUAGCAGUGGGAGAUAAUAGAUGUCUGUAAUACAAGUGCAUAUGCUGCCUUCAACAUAUAUGUGUUUAAUUGAUGGAGUCAUGUUACUGACAAGAUAAUGACUUGCAAAGAAAUUGUGUUAUAUAUAUAUUCAACUCUGCCUUGAUAAUAUAAACAUUUUGUUCA
Messenger RNA from Crotalus tigris (Tiger rattlesnake), 9434 nucleotides. RefSeq names its product ELKS/RAB6-interacting/CAST family member 1 (gene ERC1). Gene Ontology annotation, cellular component: cytoskeleton of presynaptic active zone. The transcript has 19 exons. The record is from RefSeq and is a predicted model, not a curated record. Gene Ontology annotation, biological process: regulation of synaptic plasticity; neuromuscular synaptic transmission; maintenance of presynaptic active zone structure. NCBI's taxonomy places the organism in Eukaryota, Metazoa, Chordata, Lepidosauria, Squamata, Viperidae. The coding region runs from base 412 to 3771 and encodes 1119 amino acids. Gene Ontology annotation, molecular function: structural constituent of presynaptic active zone.